This is a messenger RNA of Lotus japonicus, 2974 nucleotides long. RefSeq lists its product as uncharacterized. Lineage: Eukaryota; Viridiplantae; Streptophyta; Magnoliopsida; Fabales; Fabaceae. The record is from RefSeq and is a predicted model, not a curated record. Bases 530 to 2974 code for a protein of 814 amino acids. The transcript is spliced from 6 exons.
CAACUUUCCAACCGUGGCAACCUAAUCCCACAAAUAUAACCGCGGCAUAAAAAAGUCCUAAUACUAAAAAAUUCCCUUCCGCCAAAAUUUUGUGAACCCCGCGCGUGUUUAGAGUUUUGGCACAACUAAAGGAUUAAUUUUCAUUAAAAAAACCUUAAAACUAAUUAAAAAAUAGAAACCCCCAAACCCCUAACACUACUACACAGUACGUACUAUCAGAGAAAGGAUUUUGAACCCUAACUUUCUCCUUGGCUGAACAUCGUAACCCUCCUCAUCUCGGCGACCUCCUCUCUCCGCCGGCGACGGCUUGUACGACCCUCCUCUCUACGCUGCUUAGAACUUUGAGCAGAGGUAUCCACAUCUUUUUCAACCACUGACCGAGAGCAAGGAGCAAGAAGAUUAAGAGAAGGGAACCAGUAGCAUCAAGCAAAAAUCAGUUUUCUUCAACUGGAAGGUUUAGUUUGGGAGUACAAGGGAGAUCAAACAAAAUUAAGUUUAAUUACUCCAACAAAUCUUGAGGGAUUAAAAAAUGAAGGACAAAGAGUGGACCAAACUUCCAAGGUUUUGUCCAGAGUAUAUCAUGGGCGUUCGUCGAUUUUUAGACUUUGCCUACACUAAAGGAAGACCUCAAGGAGAUGAGAUUUUAUGUCCUUGUGCCAAGUGUAGAAAUCACUGUUGGACAAAAAGAAAUGUGAUAUUGGAUCAUUUGGUAGCUAACGGCUUUCUAAAGGGAUAUGAUGUUUGGGUCCACCAUGGGGAGCAAAUAGAAAGGCCAAUGGAAGUUGAUGAUAUUAUUGCAGAUCAAGAGGACUCACAUGACGACAUUGGUGGCUUGUUGCACGACACAUUUCGAAAUGUGGUAGAAGCAGAAGUUAGUGAGGGUCCUAAUGAGGAUGCUAGAAAGUUCUUCAACUUGGUUAAUGAGGCAAAGCAGGAGCUAUACCCAGGGUGCAAGGACUUCUCCACCUUGUCAUUCAUGAUUCGACUGUAUUUGUUGAAGUGUCUUCAUGGGUGGAGCAAUGCCUCAUUCACCGCCCUCUUAGAACUAUUGAAAGAAGCGAUGCCUAAUUUAAACAUUCCUUCAUCUUUUAACAAGGCAAAGUCCAUGAUUAAGGAUUUGGGCCUUGAUUAUAAAAAAAUUGAUGCAUGUCCGAAUGAUUGCAUGUUAUAUUGGAAAGAGCAUGCCAAUGACAACUUUUGUUGUGUUUGUGGAGAUUCACGGUGGAAGGAAGUUUCCCAAGCAGAUUGUGGGUCCGAGCAAACAAAAGAUGAUUAUAAAGUUCCUGCAAAAAUUUUGAGACAUUUUCUGUUGAUUCCUAGACUUCAAAGGUUGUUUAUGUGUUCAACGACAGCCGAGUCAAUGAGAUGGCAUGAAGAGGAGCGCUCAAAGGAUGGGAAAUUGAGACAUCCUGCUGAUGGUCAAGCAUGGAAGGACUUUGAUCAGCAUCAUCUUGAUUUUGCUUCAGAGCCUCGCAAUGUAAGACUUGGCUUAACCAGUGAUGGAUUCAAUACUAUGAGCAUAGCUCACAGUACGUGGCCUGUCAUGAUGAUGGUAUACAACACUCCACCUUGGCUCUCUAUGAAAUCUGAGUAUACAAUGCUUUCAUUAUUGAUUCCUGGACCAAAAUCACCAGGAAAUGAUAUUGAUGUAUACCUUCAGCCACUGAUAGAAGAGCUAAAGGAAUUGUGGGAGUAUGGAGUGCAGACAUAUGAUUCCUCAAAAAAUGAAACAUUUCAAAUGCGUGCAGCUCUUUUGUGGACAAUCAGUGAUUAUCCUGGAGAUGAUGAGAAGUCCUUUAAUGGAGAAAAAGAACUUAGGACUCCACCACCCAAGCUAGAAGGUGAAGAAAUCCAAGAAAUCUUAAAAAAAUUCCCAAAUGAGUUCGGGAAAAAGAAAAAGAAGAAAGUUGAUGGCCCGUGGAAGAAGAGGUCGAUAUUUUUUGAGUUGCCUUAUUGGGCUCAAAAUACAUUACGUCAUAAUCUAGAUGUAAUGCAUAUUGAAAAAAACAUUUGUGAUAGUAUUCUUGGGACUCUUUUGGACAUUCCAGGGAAGACAAAGGAUCAUGUUAAUGCUCGUUACGAUCUACAAGAUAUGGGAAUUAGAAAAGAACUACAUCCAAGGGAGAUUGGUGGAGGUCGUUCAGAGUUUACAAAAGCAUGUUUUUCAAUGACUUCGGAAGAAAAGUCCAUUUUCUGUGGAGUUAUAAAGGCUGCUAAAUUACCAGAUGGGAGUGCAUCAAAUAUUUCGAAGUGUGUGCACAUUGUUGAUAAGAAAAUAUCUGGUUACAAGAGUCAUGAUGCACAUUUCAUGUUGCAUUACUUGUUGCAAAUAGCAGUAAGAAGCACAAUGCCGAAUGCGGUGGCCACACCUCUAAUUCGUCUUGGUUCCUUUUUCCGUGCUAUAUGUCAGAAAGUUAUCCAAGUGCAAGAUUUGGAUUACUUAGAAGCGGAGAUUGUAGAGGUGCUUUGUCAGUUGGAGAUGAUUUUUCCUCCUAGUUUCUUUGACAUAAUGGUUCACUUACCUAUGCAUUUGGUUAAUGAAGUCAGAUACGGUGGUCCCGUUCAAUUUAGAUGGAUGUACCCCACGGAAAGGUACUUGUGUAAACCUAAGACAUAUGUUCGUAAUAGAGCUUAUCCAGAAGGUUCUAUUGCCGAGGGGUAUUUGGCUGAAGAAGUUUUAACUUUUUGCUCAAGAUAUUUAAAUAAAAGUGUAGAGACAAGGUUGAACAAGAAGGGUCGAAAUUAUGAUAAUAGUGAUUCAUGUGAAGUAGAUUUUGAUGAUUACUUUUCAAGUAUUGGUCGUCCUUUAGGAGGGGCAGGUAAACCAUUUUCUCUAGAUUUAAGAACGAAGGCUGAUGCACAUCGAUAUCUCUUAUUCAACUGCGAUGAAGUUCAAAAUUACAUCAGCAUUUUAGAAUUUCAUAAUGAACUUAAAAGAUACACCAACCAAAUUAGUAUGACAAUUAGCAUAUAG